Pterocles gutturalis (yellow-throated sandgrouse) is the source of this 1527-nucleotide messenger RNA. It is a transcript of the gene STK38L, whose product is annotated as serine/threonine kinase 38 like. The transcript is spliced from 14 exons. The record is from RefSeq and is a predicted model, not a curated record. Gene Ontology annotation, biological process: intracellular signal transduction; peptidyl-serine phosphorylation. Gene Ontology annotation, molecular function: ATP binding; protein serine/threonine kinase activity. NCBI's taxonomy places the organism in Eukaryota, Metazoa, Chordata, Aves, Pterocliformes, Pteroclidae. Bases 106 to 1527 code for a protein of 473 amino acids.
ACUGUUGUAAAAACUGGAAGAUGUCAGAAAGAUCUGGUCUUGGCAAUAAAAUCGAAGAAGAAGAAUCUGUUUGUGAAAUAUCUGAUUUGCUGCAUUUGUCAGGGAAUGUUGCUUCCUUCAGUACAUGUUACCAUGGCGAUGACUGCAGGGACUACAACAUCCUUUCCCAUGAGUAACCACACCCGGGAGAGAGUGACGGUGGCCAAACUUACACUGGAGAACUUCUACAGCAACCUAAUUAUACAGCACGAAGAGAGGGAAACGAGGCAGAAGAAGUUAGAAGUGGCUAUGGAAGAGGAAGGCCUUGCAGAUGAGGAGAAAAAACUGCGCAGGUCACAACAUGCUCGCAAAGAAACGGAGUUUCUGCGACUGAAGAGGACUAGACUUGGCUUGGAUGACUUUGAAUCUUUGAAAGUUAUAGGAAGAGGAGCAUUCGGGGAGGUACGCCUUGUGCAGAAGAAGGAUACAGGUCAUAUUUAUGCAAUGAAGAUACUAAGAAAAGCAGAUAUGCUGGAGAAAGAACAGGUGGCCCACAUCCGAGCAGAAAGAGAUAUUUUGGUUGAAGCAGAUGGAGCCUGGGUAGUGAAAAUGUUUUACAGCUUUCAGGAUAAAAGAAAUCUUUACCUGAUCAUGGAGUUCUUACCUGGAGGUGACAUGAUGACCUUACUAAUGAAGAAAGACACCUUGUCAGAAGAGGAGACACAGUUUUACAUUUCUGAAACUGUGCUGGCCAUAGAUGCUAUUCACCAGCUGGGAUUCAUCCACAGAGAUAUUAAGCCAGAUAACCUUCUGCUGGAUGCUAAGGGUCAUGUAAAACUGUCUGAUUUUGGGCUAUGCACAGGUUUAAAGAAAGCUCACAGAACUGAGUUCUACAGGAACCUUACACACAACCCACCAAGUGACUUCUCAUUUCAGAAUAUGAAUUCAAAGAGAAAAGCAGAAACGUGGAAGAAGAACAGGCGACAGCUGGCAUAUUCUACUGUCGGAACCCCAGACUAUAUUGCACCAGAAGUAUUUAUGCAGACUGGGUACAACAAGCUCUGUGACUGGUGGUCUUUGGGAGUGAUUAUGUAUGAAAUGCUAAUAGGGUAUCCACCUUUCUGCUCUGAAACGCCACAAGAAACUUAUAGGAAAGUUAUGAACUGGAAAGAAACAUUGGUGUUUCCUCCAGAGGUGCCCAUUUCAGAGAAAGCAAAGGAUUUAAUUUUAAGGUUUUGUACUGACUCUGAAAAUAGAAUUGGUAGUAAUGGAGUAGAGGAAAUAAAAAGUCAUCCGUUUUUUGAAGGAGUGGACUGGGGACAUAUCAGGGAGAGACCAGCUGCAAUCCCUAUAGAAAUCAAAAGCAUUGAUGAUACUUCCAACUUUGAUGAAUUUCCCGAAUCUGAUAUUUUACAGCCAGUGCCAAACACAACGGAACCUGACUACAAAUCCAAAGACUGGGUUUUCCUCAAUUAUACCUACAAGAGGUUUGAAGGGCUCACGCAGCGAGGCUCAAUCCCUUCCUACAUGAAAGCUGGGAAAUUGUGA